Molecule: messenger RNA, 1793 nt
Organism: Dryobates pubescens (Downy woodpecker)
Lineage: Eukaryota; Metazoa; Chordata; Aves; Piciformes; Picidae
Gene: EBF2
Product: EBF transcription factor 2
Exons: 16
Coding region: 21-1748 (575 amino acids)
Biological process (GO): regulation of transcription by RNA polymerase II
Molecular function (GO): RNA polymerase II cis-regulatory region sequence-specific DNA binding; DNA-binding transcription factor activity, RNA polymerase II-specific
Source: RefSeq, a predicted model, not a curated record
AGUUGGAAUAGACUUUUUAAAUGUUUGGAAUUCAAGAUACUUUGGGAAGAGGACCAAUUCUGAAAGAUAAAUCUCUAGGUUCCGAAAUGGAUUCCGUCAGGUCCUGGGUCAGAAACGUUGGGGUUGUGGAUGCAAACGUAGCAGCACAAAGCGGAGUAGCUUUGUCCAGAGCUCACUUUGAAAAGCAGCCACCCUCCAACUUGAGGAAAUCCAAUUUCUUUCACUUUGUUCUGGCUCUCUACGACAGACAGGGGCAGCCCGUGGAAAUAGAGAGGACAGCUUUUGUGGACUUUGUAGAAAAUGAUAAAGAGCAAGGCAAUGAAAAGACGAACAACGGCACGCAUUACAAACUGCAGCUGCUUUACAGCAAUGGUGUCAGGACUGAACAGGAUCUGUAUGUGAGGCUCAUCGAUUCGGUCACCAAGCAGCCCAUAACUUACGAAGGACAGAACAAAAACCCCGAAAUGUGCCGAGUUUUGCUUACCCAUGAAGUCAUGUGCAGUCGCUGCUGUGAGAAGAAAAGUUGUGGCAACAGAAAUGAGACUCCAUCUGACCCCGUCAUCAUUGACAGGUUCUUCUUAAAAUUUUUUCUCAAGUGCAAUCAGAAUUGCUUGAAAACAGCAGGAAACCCAAGAGAUAUGAGACGGUUCCAGGUGGUGCUGUCGACAACGGUGAACGUGGACGGGCAUGUGCUGGCCGUGUCUGACAACAUGUUUGUGCACAACAACUCCAAGCACGGACGGAGGGCCAGGAGGCUCGACCCCUCUGAAGCCACACCGUGCAUCAAAGCGAUCAGCCCGAGCGAGGGCUGGACCACAGGAGGAGCAAUGGUGAUCAUUAUUGGAGACAACUUCUUUGAUGGGCUGCAAGUGGUGUUUGGAACCAUGCUUGUGUGGAGUGAGCUCAUCACGCCCCAUGCCAUCCGCGUCCAGACGCCUCCACGCCACAUCCCUGGGGUGGUGGAAGUGACAUUGUCCUACAAAUCCAAACAGUUCUGCAAGGGCGCCCCCGGCAGGUUCAUUUACACAGCUCUAAAUGAACCUACCAUAGACUACGGCUUCCAAAGGCUGCAAAAGGUCAUCCCAAGACAUCCUGGGGACCCUGAAAGAUUAGCUAAGGAAAUGCUGCUGAAACGAGCUGCUGACCUGGUUGAAGCCCUGUAUGGAACCCCACACAACAACCAGGACAUCAUUCUGAAGCGAGCUGCAGACAUCGCAGAAGCUCUCUACAGUGUGCCCAGGAACCCAGCGCAGAUCCCAGCCCUCUCCAGCUCUCCUGCCCACAGCAGCAUGAUGGGCAUCAACUCCUACGGCAGCCAGCUAGGAGUGAGCAUCUCAGAGUCAACACAGGGCAACAACCAAGGUUACAUUCGUAACACCAGCAGCAUCUCACCCCGAGGUUACUCCUCCAGCUCCACUCCUCAGCAGUCCAACUACAGCACCUCCAGCAACAGCAUGAACGGCUACAGCAACGUCCCCAUGUCCAACCUGGGCGUCCCAGGCUCUCCUGGCUUCAUCAACGGCUCUCCCACGGGGUCCCCCUAUGGACUGAUGUCUUCAAGUCCAACAGUUGGCUCCUCCAGCACUUCUUCCAUCCUUCCAUUCUCCUCUUCCGUCUUUCCUGCUGUCAAACAGAAGAGUGCCUUCGCUCCUGUCAUCAGACCCCAAGGGUCUCCUUCUCCUGCCUGCUCUAGUGGCAAUGGCAAUGGGUUCAGAGCCAUGACUGGGCUUGUCGUGCCCCCGAUGUAAGCAAGAGGCAGCUUUGCUCCUCUCCAUCUUCCCUUUUUUCCUCUU